Messenger RNA from Endocarpon pusillum Z07020, 1017 nucleotides. RefSeq lists its product as uncharacterized. The record is from RefSeq and is a predicted model, not a curated record. Gene Ontology annotation, molecular function: GTPase activity; GTP binding. The transcript has a single exon. Bases 1 to 1017 code for a protein of 338 amino acids. Gene Ontology annotation, cellular component: mitochondrion. Lineage: Eukaryota; Fungi; Ascomycota; Eurotiomycetes; Verrucariales; Verrucariaceae.
AUGGCGACCUUUGUCCCGCGAAGGGUGUAUCCCCACCUCGACUCCAUUCCUCGAUCCUAUUACCUCGGCCACCACGCCGCUGGCCUCACUAAGAUGAAGAGCCUGAUCAACCAAAUCGACCUCGUCAUUGAAUGCCGCGACUAUCGCACGCCCCUCGUAUCCCGGAAUCCUUUAUUUGAGGAGACCUUGGGCGAGCGACCCCGGCUUAUAGUCUACACAAAGCAAGAUCUGGGGAGCACGUACACCGCCUUAGAUCAGGCAAAAGAAGAGAUCAUUCGACAAUGGGACCGGCCUUCCUCAGCGCUAUUUGCCGAUGUGAAGGAUCGCAAUGCUGUGAGACAAGUUUUACGGUUUGCGAAGGAUCAUGCUGCUUCGUCGAAUCAUCUCGUUGGAUCGAGGAUGAUGGUGGUCGGGAUGCCGAAUGUGGGGAAGUCGUCCUUGCUCAAUGCUCUGCGCAAUGUGGGCUUGGGGCUCAAGAAGGCGGCGAGAACGGGAGAUCAGCCUGGGAUUACAAGGAAGAUUGCUUCAGGGGUCAAGAUCGUGGAGAAGGACAAGGAGAGUGAGGGCGUGUAUCUUUUGGACACGCCAGGUGUUUUUGUGCCAUACGUACCAGACGCGGAGAGCAUGCUGAAAUUAGCACUCUGUGGCAAUGUCAAAGACACCGUUGUACCGCCUACCACUAUUGCUGACUAUCUCCUCUUUCACCUCAACUUGCGAGAUCCCAGUUUCUAUAGCAUGUUUUCUGAGCCGUCGAAUGACGUACAUCAAGUCUUGGACAGAUUGGCAAGGAAACAAGGUCGUCUGAAGAAGGGCGGUUUCCCAGAUAUGGAGGCUGCGGCACUUCAAUUUAUUCAGAGAUGGCGUGCAGGAGGCAUGGGAAGAUUUAUUCUGGAUGAGGUGGCAGAAGAUGCAUUAGACAGGCGGAAAGAUACACUCGAAGGUUUCGGCAGAAGCAUGCAUCAAGCGAGAAAGGCGUCCAAAGAAGCCCGGAGGCAUGCUGCUCUAGAAGCUAACUGA